Messenger RNA from Mesorhabditis belari, 1194 nucleotides. NCBI's taxonomy places the organism in Eukaryota, Metazoa, Nematoda, Chromadorea, Rhabditida, Rhabditidae. The record is from the annotation of a GenBank genome assembly.
AUGCAUUCAAUUAACCACUCGGAUUGCUUUCAAAAUCUCACCCAAGAAGAACACUUCUUUCAGCACGAAAAUGCGGCUGAAGUCGAAAAAAUGUUUCUGCAUUAUCACGGUUAUCUUCUCGGAUCGUUAGCUAGUUUAGCUAUUCUCUUUUCGACAGCAUUUAUUGCCGCGCAAUUACGUGUGAUUCGACUACGAGAGGGAUCUCGAAAAUAUCAUGCUUUAUUGCUCAAUCGAGCAAUUGGUGAUCUAAUCGGCGCAUCGACAGCUGUCAUUUCGGCCAUUCUUGCCAUAUUCGUCCCAACAUCUAUUACUGCCAUUGCUGCUUUUAUUGGAUGCUUUUUCUAUUCGACUUUUUGGACGGCUUUUGUCUCGUAUACUUGUCUCUCGUUGGUCAAGCUGUACGCAGUGUGGAAACCAUUUCUCUAUCGUCGAGCGUUUACUUUCAAGAAAUGUUUGUACAUUAUUGGUGUCAGUUGGAUCAUUUUCGUUUGUUGUGGUUCACUUUGCGUGGGAGCGAUGAGUCAUUUACAUGUGGGAUGGGUGGCAGAAUGGCAUGGAUUUCGCUACCUGUUCUCUACGUUUUUCUGCUUUGACUACGCGUUCACGAUAGUGACUUUUCUAGUAACGGCAGCCAUCCUAAAGAAAGCGAGUAAAGUCGCUUUGUUAAAGAGUAAAAAUGACGGCCGUUCCACGCAACAACGUUCUCGCUCACAGAUUCCCUCUUUGGAAGCUGGCACUAAACGUGAGCACAUUUGCCGUUUUUCAAUCGCCUCACGUUGUAUGGAAUCUCUACUUAUUGACAAAAAAAGAUUGUCUUUUUCGAAUACACUCUUCGGAAACGAUUGGAACACAAGCUUUUGUUGGCGCUGCUGUUCUUUUGCGAAUCAUUAUGGACUUUUUGCUUUCGUUAAUCACCGAUUCACAGUUUCGUCAUUUCUUUCUCGAUUGCUUUGGUGUUUCACGAGAAUGUUUCUGUUUUCGGAUCACCUCUCAAUUAUCGACAACGCGAAACAUUUCAACGGAUUCUGCAUCUCAAAAACGACGAAAGAGCACUCAACAGUCGACUAUCGCUUAAUUAAAAAGUCUCAAAACAUCUACAAAACAUCUACAAACACAAAACAAAACAAAACAAAAAUUUAUGAUUUGCUGUUGACAAUUCAAAGUUUCUCGGCGAUUGAUUCAGAAGCAAGCGUU